UUCUCACUGGCUUCCUCUCUACUGGUGUGAACUCAGGAUUCCGCAUUAGGUCCUGGAAAGCUGCGCAGCUCUUUACCACAGCUCUUGUUGUGAUCCGUUUUUUUUUCUUUUCCACAUUUUCUAAUGAAUUUGCCCUCAACGCAGUCACAUUUGAAUGACGUGAUUACUCGAGCGAACAAAACCAAUGAGAUCAAUUAAUUUCUCUGAUCGUAGAUACUAAAAGCCACUUCCUGUGGAGUCACGAACACACUUGCGAGAAAGAAAUGGAGAACUGAUUUGCAUCAAGCAGCACUCCAUUACUCCUCCUCACUGGAUCAAACUGGCAGCGAUGCAGCUUGGUCAUCUAGUCACCAGCAGCACUUCUCUGCAAAUCCCACCCCAACCUCAGAGUCUGAUAUUCAGGAGCCGACACCCAUUCCUGCUGGACUCCAUCCAGCCUGUGUUGGUCAGGACAAUCAUCAAUCCGAAACGGGGGAUGGAGGAACCUCUCCAGCCGCAGACUCCACAAAGCUCCAGUAACUGCAGCUCAUCGGGACCUGGUGGGAAAUCCUGCUGGAGUUUAGACAUGAGGGUGGCUAUUCUUCUGCUUACUCUGGCAGGAGCAGUAAUCCUCCUGCUGCUGUACAGACUGUUGCAGCUAAGACACAGGCUGAGGAUGGCCAGAGCGAGGCAUGCUUUGGAGUACACCAGCUUCUACCACAGUGGCACCUACACACUCAAACACCCCACACCUUGUCAGGAGCUGCCAGAGAAGAACGGGGCAGUACCUGAAGACACUGCACCACUCCAAACCAUAACCUCAGUGACACCUGCUGUCCUCACCCCAGUGCCACCUCCAUCGCCGCCCUCACCGGCACCCCCUCCACUGCCACUCCCCCCACCUCCUGUCCUUCCACGUCCACCUCUUCACCCUCCAGUUUCUCUCCCUCCGACACCCCCUGUCCUGUCUCUCCCUCUUCCCGUGCCUGUCAUCCACACCACCCCGCCCAGCCCUCACCUAUCAUGGGGUGCCUGCUCAGAUGCAGAUGUUUAUUCUCGGAUUGGGACUUUCAGGCCAUCCAGGCUUUCCAACCUCUCCAACCAGUCGACGGUCAUCCUGUUUGAACACUCGUCUCUUUGAACUCUCACAGAAUGUGUGUGAUCUCCUCAAGGAGUCUGUGACUGUGACAGGGAUUACAAGAUGUUUCCUGUACUCCAUGUUUAUGUGUGUAAGAUACAGAAAAACACAAGAAGUUAACGUUUCAAAACUUUAAAACAUGAAGUUUGCACUUUGUCAGCCACUGGCUUUAUUGACAAAAAAAAGGACCAGUGCAAUAAAAUUGCAAUUUAAAUAAAAAGAACCUCUAUUUUAACCAUGUUUUUUUUUUUUUUUUUUUUUUUUUUUUAAACUGGACUGUGAGGUCAGGAGGACAGAUGAAGUCCUCCACUUGUCCAAGAAGCAGGCCUAAAAAAAACUAGCAAUAGCAGAUGAACAGUAUGUAAAACAGGGCUUAUGAAUACAUUGACCUUUUGGUGGAGGAUUUCAAGAGCGAGGUACAACAGUGAACAUCUACAGUGGUGUCGGGGAGCGUGUUUUGGUCUUAUAGACUGUAUUUCUAAGACUUUCACACAGCACUGUAUGGUAGCUUUACUUUGCUUACAUUAGACCUCAACGCAUUUUGACAACUGUAGUGGCAUUUUGCUUUGCUUUCCGCCUCAUUUAAUUCUCAUUAUGCCACACAUGUACACUGCAUAUAAUCUUUUAAACCACCUGUCAUAGAUACAAGAAAAUAUAUUAGAAAUAUUUUAGAAUUCUGUCAAAAACAUGUUUGAAACAAAAAAUUGCAUUGUUAUUUAUUAGGCAAAUAGCAAGCUGAAUUUGCAUUUUAUACCCAGAUUACACGCUUGAUUUUUCUGAGAAGAAAUAAAUCAACUAUAAUAUUCAACAACUAAAGCAAAAUUUUCUGUUCAGGACAUAUCCCUGUAAAUUUGUAUCCAAAAAAAAAAAAACAUAACAAUGUGCUUUAUUGUUUUUGUAAAACAGUCAUUUGAAAGCUCAUGGAUAAUAAUGAUUGUAUUUUGGAGUUUAAAGUAGUUUGAUCAAAGACCUUGCACAUCCUGGUGGAUUAACCAUUACAGAAACAUAAAAAUAAUAAUAAUUUACCUAUGCUGUUAAGUUAGGGCAGAUAUGGCAUAACCCAUGGUGGCCUCAUAAGUUUGUUAAGCAAUGUAUAACAAGUUCAUCACCAGGUAGUUAGUAACACAUUUUGAGACAUGAGAAAAUACACACCUUGUUAUUUAUUGUCUUAAAAUAUUGUAAUGUAAAAAAUAAUGAUAAUAAUGAGAUUUUUAAAUAUUAAAAAAAUAACCAUGAUCCCUUGUCUCUUUAGCUAUCUAGUGAUCACCUAAUGAUUAACUCACUAUUACUUUCUGGCUCUUUCUGUGGCUCCUUAAUGAGCACCAUAACUUACAAAAUGAUCAUUUUGUUUUCUUUAAAACUCGACGGCAGCGUUCAGGAAAAUAUUCACUAUCGUCAUAAAUCAAGAGACGUGUAGGCUCACUUUCUCAUAUACUCCUGCACAUUCUGAUGUUUAAUGGCCUCCAGAGUUAGAAAUAUGGGAUUAAUGUCAGUGCCAUCCUUCCAGCCCUCUCACCUGGAUGCUGUUGGUCUCUAAAAUGAGACUGUUAUCUCUUAGUGGCCAAUACUGCUGCACCCUUCCAUGAAAAAUGGGUAUUCCAGUAAACAGUGCAUGAAUCAUCAAAUUUUAAGAGCAACUAAUGAUAGAAGUCAUGUAUAUGUAUAACCAUGUAUAAUUUCUGCUGCAUGAAGUAGUUCUGAAGUUUGAAGGAUUCUUAAAGUGGAUAUGCAACAUUUCAAAAUGAAAAACUCUGAUUAAUAUUCAACACAUCCAGAACACAGACACAUUCAUAUUCAUCCUUUCCUGACAUUUCCUCAUUUUAUUUAAUUGCCUCUGCUGUAUAUUGUUACAAAUGUCUUUCCUCCUCAGCUUACAACCACUUACGAGACAUUGCAGAAGCGCAUACACAGAUUGAAUUAACUGGCUUUUAGAAUGGAGACCGUGACCCCACGAGCAGACUUGGAUGCAGAAAUGACUAAAGAUACAUCUCACGCAAGGUCUCGGUUUUCACCCCAGCAGGCAGAGAGCAACAAACAACCAUCAACUAAAACAGCUUCCCUUUACAAACUAAUGUUGAAUUAUAAAUGAGAGGUUGGUUGGGAAAAACAUAUUGAAAUAUUGAAGAAAAAUUCAUCUUGUUAAUGUGGCCACUAAGAUUACCAUAGAAACAAGAUGUUAAUGUCAGAUGUUACCCUUGUGCCAAUGGGGCUUUUUAAUCUGUGGUAAGUUUAUCCACCGGGGAAGAGCAAUAAUUAAAUUAGUUAAGAGUUGAGUGAUUGCAUUGUUGUACAUACGAUUUAAUAAUCACAUUUGAUUUUUGUACAGUUAAAAGUUUAUAAUACUAAAUGAAGGAAAAGCCUAUGAUACAGUAAGCAAGAGAGAGAGAGAGAGAGAGAGGGGGGGGGAAAUGCAUGAAUGCAAAGAAUAGUGUGAAACAGGGAGGGACGCUGCCAUGAAAACCCAGCUCAGGAAAUACCUCCCAACUGAGGAAACAAUGAGCUCUGCUACUGCAACAACUCAGUAAAAAUGGUUAAGAUAAACAGGUUAGGAGUGCUAUGUUUCCAA
Messenger RNA from Oreochromis niloticus (Nile tilapia), 3683 nucleotides. Its product is annotated as protein tonB2. Lineage: Eukaryota; Metazoa; Chordata; Actinopteri; Cichliformes; Cichlidae. The coding region runs from base 329 to 1120 and encodes 263 amino acids. The transcript has 4 exons. The record is from RefSeq and is a predicted model, not a curated record.